This is a messenger RNA of Ilyonectria robusta, 1230 nucleotides long. Its product is annotated as pyridoxal phosphate-dependent transferase. Gene Ontology annotation, biological process: biosynthetic process. Bases 1 to 1230 code for a protein of 409 amino acids. Lineage: Eukaryota; Fungi; Ascomycota; Sordariomycetes; Hypocreales; Nectriaceae. The transcript is spliced from 3 exons. The record is from RefSeq and is a predicted model, not a curated record. Gene Ontology annotation, molecular function: L-2-aminoadipate:2-oxoglutarate transaminase activity; pyridoxal phosphate binding.
AUGAUUUCCAAAAUCUCACCGCCUCUGGAGCACAUCAACCUACAGGGAGGAUGGCCUACUCCAAAUCUUCACCCAUCCAAGGCCAUGGGUGCGGCAGUCUCGGCAGUCUUUCGCCAAAAAGACAUCGACAUGCAACUGCGGUACGGCCCUGAAUGCGGCAGUGGCUCGUUUCGGGAAAACAUUGGCAAAUGGCUUACUGAGAUGUAUGCCCCGGCAGUAGGGGCCGUUCCUGCGGAGCGCAUCAUCAUCACCAACGGCGCGUCUAACGGGCUUGCAACUGUCCUGCAGAAGUUUGCGGAUCCCAAAUACACACGCGCUGUAUGGAUGGUCGAGCCCACGUAUUUUCUUGCGUGCCCUAUCUUUAGGGACGCUGGUCUUGCUGGAAAAAUCCAUGGCGUUCCUGAGGGAGAUGACGGAGUUGACCUGGAUUUCUUGCGAAAUGCGCUCCAGGAGGCGGAUGACAAAAGUGAUCCCUUGUUAACCCCCAGCAAGACCCCCGAGGGAGGGUACGGCAAAGUGUAUCGACACACCAUUUACAUGAUUCCCACCUUUUCAAACCCGAGUGGAAAAACCAUGACCUUAGAUACUCCACGGGAGUUGAUUCGCUUAGCUAGACUUCACGACGCACUGGUAGUAUCAGACGACGUUUACGACAUGCUGAGGUGGCCAACUGCGGAAGAUGCCUCAUUGGAUAGCGCGUUUCCUUGCCCACCCAGGCUCGUAGAUGUGGACAGGGAGAUGGAGGGAGCCUCGGCAUUUGGCAACUCUGUGAGCAACGGUUCUUUUUCGAAGAUUGUUGCGCCAGGCGUGAGGGUUGGGUGGCUGGAAGCAACGCCCGCAUUCAUCUCAGCCAUGGGAACUGUGGGUGCCACCGUGUCUGGAGGAAGCCAAGGUCACCUCGCAUCGCUGAUUGUUGAGAAGCUCUUAGCAGAUGGAAUUAUCUCAACCGGAGACUAUAAAGUUGCUGGCGGCUUCUUUCUCUACAUAUCCUUUGCGGGCUGUACGUCGCCUGGGUCUAAAAUCGCCCAAGUUGCUCUUGAGGAGUUUAACCUCAAGAUAGCACCCGGAGCCAUCUUUUCAGUGCCUGAUGACCCAAACAGUACGGAAAGAGGGGAUAACUCGUAUGGGAAUGGCGCCAAAUUGUGUUGGGCCUGGAAUGAAGAAGAAGCUCUCGUUGACGGGAUCAAGCGGCUGGGUGAGGCAAUAAGCCAGGCGGGGAGAAGUUCGUGA